AUUACCUGAUUUACCUCCACGGACUAUCGCGAAUUUCCCGUGAUUAUAACACGGAAUUCAUUCUGAUUUCAGCUAUUGUAUCAUCUUGUUUGGCUCACUUGAUAAUAGUCAUUACAAUAUAAUACGUUUAUUUGUUUUCUGAAUUGAAUUUUAGUUUUUUUUUUUCUAUUGCUUAUACUAAAACUUGUUCUUUUAAUUUUUACAGUAUUGUUGUGGUCAUGGUUUUACUAUGACAUAGUUGUUCAUUCAUCUGUCUGAAAUUUUGGAUUUUAUUUUCAAAUUUUAAUUAAUUAAUUUAAUUUCUACAAUGUCUAAACAGAAUAUAGAAGUCUCAAUUUUAAAGACAUAUCCUCAUCACAACAUGUUAAAGUACUGCGAAAAUAGGCCAAAGUAUAGACAGGGACGAAAACUUACAGCAAUUAAGGUCUACACUGUGAAUGAUGAGUCGCAGCAUUUAUUGAUCAGAGGUGUGCCAUCUAUCAAUUUACAUGAUGAAGUGGAAAAAUUAUGUAAGCGUUAUGGUAACAUAUUACGUAUUCGACAAGUGCAAUUUGAAGACCAAGAAGAAUUUACUCAUAGUUUUCAUGUGAUAUUUAUCCAGAUACAAUCUGCCAGAUUUGCGAAAAAACAAAUGGACACAAAAAAUUUUUUUGGUGGUAUUUUACAUGUUUGCUAUGCACCUGAACUUGAAUCCAUUGAGCAAACUAGAUCAAAAUUACAGAUGAGAGUAAUAGAAGUUAAAAAACAUAUUAAUAAGAUUGGUUUAGACCAUACCUAUAAGAAAGAAACAUCUGAGUUAUUACAAUAUGAUCUUUCUAGCUCAUCUCACGAUUCAAUGUUACAAAGUUGUAGUUCUAAUUCUCAAAAACAAAAUCGUUGGCUUGAAGGAGGUCUUAAGUGUUCAUAUAUCAUACCAAAGUCUGAUCCAUUAAACACUAAAAAAGAAACAAUAAAAAAGAAAUCUAAUGUUAAAGAUUUGACUCCAUUAGAUUCGAAUACACUGAGGUUUGUUCCUAGACAACUGCGUGCACCAUAUCCAGAAUCUAAAACUAAAAAACCUAAUCGUAUUAUAUUCCAUUGAUAUUUUGAUAAUAGAUAAAUUUAGUAUUGUCUAUGUAUAUUUUACUAUUUUAUUUAUAUAUUUUUAAUUACUUAUGUAUCAUUUAAUAAUUAAAUUUAUAUAAUAUAUUAAUAUAAUGCGACAAAAACAUAAAACAACUAUCAAAAACUUUCGGUAGUGAUAUCUUAUAUGAUAAACUUUUAAAUAAAUCUUUUGUAUUGGAAUAUGGCUUUUGUCAUUGAUAGAUUGAUCCAGUGGUUUAUUUUUAACAACUUUAAUUUUUCUUGUACAUUCAGUACAAUCAUAAUACAUUUUCAUUGAAUUUACUGUAACUGUAACAACUAUCCUGCAAAUAGAUUUAAAGAAAAAUCUAAUUUUAAUAAUAUUAAACAAAGGAAUUUGUUAUAAACUGAAGUAGUGUUCUUUAGUUAUAGAAGGAUGUUUAUUUUUAUUUAUUUUUUGAUAGUAUAUGUUUGAAAAUAAAAUAAUUUUGA
Molecule: messenger RNA, 1554 nt
Organism: Metopolophium dirhodum (rose-grain aphid)
Lineage: Eukaryota; Metazoa; Arthropoda; Insecta; Hemiptera; Aphididae
Product: RNA-binding protein 48
Exons: 6
Coding region: 308-1081 (257 amino acids)
Cellular component (GO): nucleoplasm
Molecular function (GO): nucleic acid binding
Source: RefSeq, a predicted model, not a curated record